AUGCCACCCAUGGCUCCAAUGCAUAAUGAGCCACAUGUCUUGAACCAAAUUAUCAUUUCACCCUCAGAUACAGAUUAUCUAGAUCAGCUCAUUCCUUCGAUCCGAGAUUACAGCGUUGGAAAUCGCACUCCUCAACUACUGCAGUCGCUGUCACGGUUCGCAGGCGACAAGGAGUCCGAGAUCGAAAGCAUAUGCAAUACAAAUCAUCAGGAGUUUGUUUCAUCAGUCAAUUCACUGCUCCGGAUUCGAGAAGGAACAGUGAGCUUGACGGCAGAGAUCCUAGACUUGAACCAAUCUAUUCAAACCAGUACUGAGCGCCUAGCCGAGCAGAAGAAGGCGCUGGUAGAAUCGCGUGGCCACCGGCAAAAUAUUGAUGAGACUAGUCGCGCCAUUCAGGAUUGCUUAGAGGUGUUGCGUCUAGCUAAUCAAGUCCAUGACCUCUUGGCAAAGAAGAACCACUAUGCCGCGCUGCGCGCGCUUGAAGAAUUGCAAAAUGUUCAUUUGAAGGGCGUGACGCAAUACAAGAUUGCGGUCAUGAUCCAACGCUCAGUUCCAGCGACACAAAGGGCCAUUGCUGAAGCAGUCAUGUCGGAUCUGAAUACCUGGCUUUAUCGCAUCCGAGAAAUGUCUCAAUACCUCGGGGAGAUUGCGCUCUUCCACACAGACCAGCGGAAAUCAAGACAAAAGCAAAGAGCGGAAAGAAUACCAUAUCUCGAGCAUUUCAAUUUGAACUCCGCCAUUGAAUUAGUAUCGGAUGAAGAUGAAGAGUAUGAUUUGCUUCAUAAUGAAGACCUUCAAGUUGACUUUACACCGCUGUUCGAGUGUUUGCAUAUUCAUCAAUCUUUGGGACAUAUGGAUAAAUUUCGGAUUGAGUACGCGACCACUCGCCGAAGACAAAAAGAGCUUUUGCUUCCGUCCUCUAUCACACUGGUUGAUGAGGAUGGCUCCAGCCUCCACAAUCUCCUGGAAGAAAUGGCCGGGUUUGCCAUUGUUGAACGAGCUACAAUGAAAAGAGCCCCUGACCUCAGGUCGUCGGUCGAUAUCGAUGAGUUGUGGGAUUCGAUGUGCCAAAGCGCUGUAAUAUUGAUAUCGAAGGCACUGCAUGAAGUCGAUAACGCCGAGAGCAUUCUCAAUAUCAAGAAUCUGAUUGCUCUAUUCAUGCAGACGAUGAACACAUGGAGCUUUACUGUGCGGGUCUUCGAUGACUUGUUGUUGACACUAUUUGGGAAAUAUGCUGAGCUUCUCAAGAAAAGGUUCAGUGACGAUUUCCAGGAGAUUGUAUCAACGGAUGAUUACAUGCCCAUGCCGAUACAGACCCAAGAGGAGCAUGACAAAGUCCUCAACGUGAGUUGGUACAGCCCUGAAAAGUCUCGUGAGGAGCAAGUCUUCCCAUGCAUAUUGCCAUUCUCCCGAAUGUAUCCUUUAUGUUGCAUUGAUAUCCAGAAUUUCUUGAAUCAGUUUUACUUCUUCGCAAAUGACGGCUUCGCAGAUACAAACGUGAUUGAUGAAACAUUGAAAAAUGAUCUGGAUGACCUACUCUCACAGAAAGUCUGUGACACCCUAGUGGAGCGUCUCUCCUCGCAAUAUCUGGGUCAAAUUGUCCAAAUUCUUAUCAAUCUGGAACACUUCGAGCUGGCUUGCCGCGAGCUGGAGCUCUUAUUGGCGGCGGCCCGAUCACAAAACUCCACCGGCAUCUCAAUCACGUUGAGGGCCACUGAAAAGUUCAGGAGCAACAAGAAGGCAGCCGAGAAGCGUAUCUUUGAGGUAGUCAAUUCCAAGAUUGAUGAUCUUAUCGAAACAGCAGAAUACGAGUGGAUGACUCCUACACCACCCACAGAACCCAGCAAUUACAUGCAGACCUUGACACGGUUCUUGUCCAAUAUCAUGAACUCCACAUUGUUGGGUUUGCCGACAGAAAUUAAAGAGCUCAUCUAUUUCGAUGCUCUUAGCCAUGCUGCCAACAUGAUUCUGGCGCAACCACUUUCCCCAGAUGUGAAGAAAAUCAAUCCCAACGGAGUGACAGCAUUAGCAAAGGAUGUUGAAUAUCUCGCCCAGUUCGUCGACAGUUUGAAUGUACCAAUUCUUCGAGAAAACCUGGACGAGUUACAACAGACUGUGCAGUUGAUGCAAGCGGAUAGCGCAGAUGAGUUCUACGAUAUUUCUACAAGGAACAAGAAAUAUGGACGUGUUGAUGCCAUGCAAGGGCCGAUCCUGCUGGAAAAGCUCACACGCACGGUUCAAGCUCCCACGAAGGUGGAUAAGUUUGCAACUCUCUCCUCGCGAUUUAAGAAAUCCGGAUGA
This is a messenger RNA of Penicillium paradoxum, 2301 nucleotides long. Its product is annotated as Rab GTPase-binding exocyst subunit SEC15. The record is from RefSeq and is a predicted model, not a curated record. The coding region runs from base 1 to 2301 and encodes 766 amino acids. Gene Ontology annotation, biological process: intracellular protein transport; Golgi to plasma membrane transport; exocytosis. The transcript has 9 exons. Lineage: Eukaryota; Fungi; Ascomycota; Eurotiomycetes; Eurotiales; Aspergillaceae. Gene Ontology annotation, cellular component: membrane; exocyst.